AUGCGUUUUAUUUGUCUUGUGUUUAUUUUAGGUGGUGCAAACCCUUCCUCUUCCGGAUCCUGUCCAGGAACAACAGCGGCCAUCAGUGGCUGUUCAGACGCUGAACCAUCGAUUUCUGAUAGUUCAAAGUUCAACUUUAUGUUCUGGUCAUGCCUUUCACCGAAGGUAACGAGCAUGGAUUUAAUCAGCGGUACAUCUAAUGAUCUCAUAACGGCAACUGGUUCUGGAUUCGGGUCAAACAACUGUGAGAAUGAGGUUAUGAUCGGUGAUGGACGUGGAGUAGUUGAAUCAGCCUCGGAUUCUUCAUUUUCCUUUAAAAUAGACCCAUCGACAUCUCCUGUUAUUGGAACAAAGCAGAAACUCACAUUAAGAGUAGGAAAUCGGGGAUUUGCUCUCGUGGACUUGGCAAAUUCUACGUUCGCUCUUUUACCAGGUGUUUCAAGUAUCUCUCCAGCAAGUGGAUCAACAGCCGGGGGCACCAUCUUAACCUUGACCGGUUCCGGAUUCCAAGGAACAACAUCGGAUGUCUCUGUCAACAUUGACAUCUACCCAUGUCAGAUUCAAUCUUUAACCUACACACAGAUCAUUUGCUCUACACCUCCAUUGUCGGCUGGUAAAGUUGAAGUAUCUGUGAUCAUUUCAGUAGGUGGACAACAAUUUACUGCUGAAUGUGCAUCAUGUUCAUACACUUACGAUGCAGCUGCUUCGCCCACGGUUUCAGCAGUCUCCCCAACUACGGUGUCUGGCUCAACAACAUCUCUUACUGUCACAGGUACUUUAUUCGGCACUACAACAGCGGAUGCUCGGGUCGUAAUAGGCGGAGAAGAAUGUGUGGUAUCCACUGUAACUGCUACACAGAUUGAUUGUGCUGUAGGUGGAGUUAAAACAGGAACCCAUCCGUUAGAGGUGUACAUUGCUGGAAAGGGCAGGGCAGUAACAUCAGUAACAAUAGACAGUCCUGCAACCAUCAGCAGCUUGGAUCCAGUUCAAGGAAGCAUUAAUGGUGGAUUACUACUGAAGAUCAAUGGCAACGGAUUUUCUCCCAUAAAUACAACCGUUAGUAUUGACGGCUCCGAUUGUCCAGUGAUGAAUGUUACAUUUAGUUUGGUUGUAUGUAGUACGCCAGCGCAUGCGGUAGGAAGCACUAACGUAAUCGUUACAUCUGAAACCGUGUCCUAUACCAGCCAGACUUUCACAUAUGCAUCAGGUGCUUCACCAGCCGUGACAAGCAUUAAUCCAACGCAAGGAACCGCGACUAACACACUCACCAUCACCGGUACUGGAUUCAGCUCAACCAUGGAAGACAACUCUGUUACCAUCAACAAUGUCCCUUGUGUCGUGACAGCUGCUUCUACUACCAGUAUAGCGUGUACUCUUGGUGAUGUGUCAUCUGGCGCUUACCCAGUUGUGGUUAAUGUUGCGGGAUUCGGCUUCAGUGACUCCAACACCCAAUUUACAUAUGAGAUGACUUUUUCAACAAUUUCACCAUCAACAGGGAGCUCAUCUGGAGGACAGAGUGUUACAUUAAGUGGAAGUGGUUUUGUACGGGGGUCUAUGACAGUAACUGUGUGUGGACAACCAUGUUCUCUACAAUCCACCGCUCAACAAACGUCUACAUCAUAUGUUUGCUUAACUCCUCCUGCUACAGGUACCGUAACCGCAACCACUCAGUGUGAUGUAGUAGCAACAGUUAACACGAUCACCCAGACUUUAAGUAAUGGUUAUACCUACGACGCCAGUCUAACGCCUGAAAUUACGGGAGUAUCUCCUGCACGAGGUGGCACUGCUGGUGGAACCACACUUACGAUAACAGGCACUGGAUUUGGUACAACUGUAGGAGAUGUAUCAGUAACUAUAGAUAGUGCUGUAUGUAAUGUAACAACAGUAUCAGCUACACAGAUAGUUUGUGUAACUGGACCAAGUAAACCAUCAGAUACUAAAGUAACCGUUGAAAUACAAGGAAGUGGUAUCGGUAAACAGACAAGCGCUAAAUUUUAUUAUAUUGACGUCUGGUCUUCGCGUUAUACUUGGGGUAAUCAGGAUCCUCCAACCGAAGGUGAUUUAGUAAUAAUACCACGAAAUCAGACGUUACUAUUGGAUACCGACACCGCCAUAUUAAAAAUGCUGGUCAUUCAGGGCGGAAAACUGAUUUUUGAUGAGAAGGACGUGGAAUUGAAAGCAGAAAACAUUCUAAUAUUAGAUGGCGGGGUGUUACAGGUUGGUACUGAAGCCGAACCAUUCCAACACAAAGGUAUUAUAACCAUGUUUGGUAAUUUAAGAUCACCAGAAUUGCCUAUAUAUGGAGCUAAAUGUUUGGCUGUAAGAGAUGGAACGUUAGAUUUACAUGGAAAACCAACCCACGUGACCUGGUCUCGCCUGGCAUCAACAGCAUCGGCAGGAGCUACAGCCAUCACUCUUGAACAUCCAGUAGAAUGGAAUGUCGGAGAUCAAAUAGUUAUUGCCACAACAAGCCAUCGUCACUCUCAAAGAGAAAAUGAGGUGCGCACCAUAGCCAGUAUAUCGAGCGAUAAGCUGUCUCUAACACUCACUAAGGCCCUGACCUAUACUCAUAUUGGGAUCUCGGAGACGUUUGAUGGACAGACCGUGGAAUUCCGAGCUGAAGUGGGGUUGUUGACGCAUAAUGUGGUUGUCCGGGGUUCACGAAACAUGCAAUGGAAUGACAAAAUUGAAGCAUGUCCUGACGGAUUUGAUACAGGAGAAUUUGCCACCCAAACUUGCUUCCAGGGUCGCUUUGGACAGGAAAUGGGCAGUGACCAGUUCGGUGCCCAAAUCAUGCUGCACGCUCCAAGAAAGGAUGAGAAUCUGGCAAUUGGUCGAAUCAGUUAUAUUGAAGUUAACUAUGCUGGACAGGCUUUCCGACUCGGGAGAUAUCCGAUACAUUUACAUUUGAAUGGGGAUAUGUCUGCUUCGUAUGUUAGAGGCUGUGCUAUUCACGAAACCUUCAAUAGAGCUAUCAAUAUUCAUUUUACCCACAAUCUUCUCGUAGAACAUAACGUAAUUUACAAUGUUAUGGGCGGAGCUUUCUUCCUGGAGGAUGGUAUUGAAACUGGUAACAUAAUCCAAUACAACUUGGGUGUAUUUGUUCGAGGCAGUUCCUCACUUCUCAACGAUGAUAUUACUCCGGCAAUUUUCUGGGUAACGAAUCCAAAUAACACUAUACGACAUAACGCAGCCGCUGGAGGCAGCCAUUUUGGAUUCUGGUAUCGCAUGCACCUACAUCCCGAGGGGCCGUCCAAAACUAACACAAUUUGUCCCAAACAUGUACCCUUAGGUCAAUUCAAAAACAAUACUGCCCAUUCGUUUGGUUGGUUUGGCUUGUGGAUCUUUGAAGACUACUUCCCCAAAGUUGGCGGAUCCUGUUCACAAAGUGCUGCUUCAGAGGUUGCAGUGUAUGAAUCUUUGACAGCAUGGAAUUGUGAAAAGGGUGCUGAAGCCGUCAACAGCGGUGCUAUUCAGUUUAAAGAUUUUAUAUUGGUAAACAAUGAAAAGGCUGGUUAUGAGGGCAAGUUACUUUCAGGGGGAAUUCCUCAGUAUGCUGAAGACGGACCGAUGGUAAGAGGUGGUUUAAUUGUUGGUUACAGCUCGAACUUAGACACGGAGGUAUCUAACGGCUGCACCCAUGGUGGUGUUAUUUUACCUUACCAAAACGGUUUUAUGGUUAAGGGCACAAAGUUCGUCAACUUUGAUCGUAGUUCAUGUGCCGCAUUCCGGUUUACGAGGAUCACAGGAACAUGUUCGGUAAAUUGUGGAGGAUUCAUCACUAAAACUACAGGUUUAGGAUUCAACAACGCUGACAGAAGAUUGCACUUGGACUGGCAACAUGAGGGUGUUAUCAUUGAUAUUGAUGGUUCGUUGACAGGAAGCGCUGGGCAUUCAGUAGUACCCUCUAUGGGUAUACUUCCACCUGCUAAAUGUAGUUCUGCCGUCCCCUUUAGUGUUGGCACUGUACCGGGAAGCACAUGUCAAGCAGACGUUAAAUUCCACAGAUUUGCCUUUAAUAACAUCAAACCCUCUUCAUUGGAAUCUAAAGAUGUUGUAAUUGAAAACCAGUUUGGAAAUGUAAGUGGACCGUAUCGAUUUAAGAGAAUAACUCACAAACCUGGUUGGGUGGUAAUAAUGGUUGAUGGUGAAAGUUAUAAGAUGAGUUUUGAAAACGGCGAACAAGUAACAAAUAUCAGCUAUAAUGGAGUUUUUCACAACUUUGAGUCAGGACAAGCCAUGAUACUUACUCUACAGACAGAGAAGAAACCAGAUCGAGUGAUGAUUGAUGGAUCUACACCACGUACAGAGCAAACAACCGAUCUAGAUCCUUCUACUAUGGAAAAUGGUGAUUGGCGGUAUAACUACACCACUGGAACGCUAAGCUACAUCGUUUCUGCCAGUCAGUCGAGAAAGAGAAGAGGAGCCAUUGUAUAUGAUACGGACAGAGCUUAUGAUUUUAAAGCGUUCCGAUGUUACUACACAGACUGUAUACCACCACCAGAUCCCACGACUGUACUAACUCGUCCCAAUACGUCAAUGCUAUGGUCAGAUGAUAACACGUGGCUUGAGAUGAAUAUAACCAAACCAGUUGACGGUGAUGAUUUAACAAUUGGACGAGGUAUGAUUUGA
This is a messenger RNA of Patella vulgata (common limpet), 4632 nucleotides long. RefSeq names its product fibrocystin-L. The transcript has 10 exons. Bases 1 to 4632 code for a protein of 1543 amino acids. The record is from RefSeq and is a predicted model, not a curated record. NCBI's taxonomy places the organism in Eukaryota, Metazoa, Mollusca, Gastropoda, Patellidae.